Brassica oleracea var. oleracea is the source of this 1806-nucleotide messenger RNA. Its product is annotated as chloroplast envelope membrane protein-like. The transcript has 7 exons. The coding region runs from base 243 to 1550 and encodes 435 amino acids. The record is from RefSeq and is a predicted model, not a curated record. Lineage: Eukaryota; Viridiplantae; Streptophyta; Magnoliopsida; Brassicales; Brassicaceae. Gene Ontology annotation, cellular component: membrane.
AGAAGACGAUAACAAAACAAAGAGAGUGGCUUUAUCUAUCGUUUUGUCCUGCCAUCUGCUUCUCUCUUCCGGUAACUUUCUCGGAAAACCUCUGUUUCUUAUCUGUUUCGGAGGUUCUUCAGUGAGUUCUGUGCUUAAGGAUUGUAAAGUUGUUGACUUUUCACAAAGAACUAUGAUGGGUUUCGUCGAAGAUUCCGUUUUGCUAACUUAGAUUACAGUCCAAACAAUGUUGAGUUUGAUUCAUGUCCUUGAUGAGCUCGUCUUUGGUCUUAUGCCACUGCUUAUCAUUCACUAGCCAACACUCAGUUCUUGCUUCAUCUCCAACCUCUCUUGGUUAUAAUCGCUUUCAAUCAAUUUCGUUGCGGGGUGAGAGAAGGAAGAAGCUUUGGAGAUUCGUUCCCAGUGCGGAGAAGGAGGAUAGUCACACGGGUAAUAGCAAGAGGAGAAGAAGCUGGUGGCAGAGGUUUUUCUUUGACGAUGAUGGGAACUGGCUUGGUUUGAGGGACGACGACAUCGUUGACGAGACGGCUGAGCUUGAGAAGGAUGAUGAGAUGUCUGAUGAAGAGAAAUUCGAGACGUGGAAGAGACGUGCAGAGGCCAUCGUGGAGCUACGGGAAGGUCAGGAGGAGAUUGGUGAUAAUAAUGUUGGGGAUGUGAGCAAGAAGUGGGAGGAUUGGAUUGUGGAUUCAGACGACAGUUUAGUCGAGUCUUGGAGCCGAGGAGACGAGGGAAGUGAAGACAGAUCAGAGCUUGAUGAGUUGACUGUUCCGGAGAGAGGGUUGGUUAAAAUGGUGAGGGAUAUGGUUUUAGGAGUAGAGGAGGAAGAUAUUCUAUACGAAGACCGUGUGUUUCGUUAUGCAUCUUCAAAAUCGGCAAAGUUUUUGGCGGUGUUGAUCCUCAUACCAUGGGCAUUAGACUUUCUAGCUCAUGAUUAUGUACUCAUGCCUUUCUUAGACAGAUAUGUAAAGACUGUACCACUUGCUGCCCAUACGCUUGAUGUGAGACGUAGUCAAAAGCUAGAGAUGGUAAAGGAACUGAACAGAGAAAAAGCUAGGUACCGUCUUGAAGUGGAGAUUGGCAAAACUCCUCCUCUUUCUGAUGGUGAUUUAUGGUGGGAGUUGCGUGGUAAAGCCUUGGAGCUGCGAGAGGAGUGGAGAUUAGAGAACCGGAAAGCAUUUGCCAACAUAUGGUCUGAUAUGGUGUUUGGGAUCUCGCUGUUCGUUCUUUUGUACGCCAAUCAGGGUAGAGUAGCCUUGUUGAAAUUUACGGGAUACAAGAUCAUAAACAACAUUUCAGACACAGGAAAAGCAUUUCUCAUCAUCCUUAUCACCGACAUAUUCUUGGGGUACCAUUCUGAAUCUGGAUGGGAGACAUUGUUAGAGAUAAUAAUGGAGCAUUAUGGUCUUGAAGUUGAGCAAUCUACCAUAACCAUUUUCAUCUGCCUCGUUCCCGUUGUUAUUGACGCUUGUGUUAAGCUCUGGCUGUUUAAGUUCCUUCCAAGACUGUCUCCGAGAGUUUCCAACAUUUUCCAGGAGAUGAAACGUCAUUAAGUAGUAGUAUCCACCAUUAAAACCCUCCUCUUAAGUACUCUGUUGCUAUGACACAAACCAUUCUUCAGCUUCAUUUAAUUUCAGAUCCACACAUAAGACAUAGGCUAUUUUUGUCAUCUUGAUUCUUUUUUUGCUGAAUUGUCGGUGAAAAAAUUGAGAGAACAUGGUCUGUGGGCUCUCGCAACAGUACCUUGUCAUGUACACAAUAAACACAUUAAACAAACCUACAAAAGAAUCCCUUUGGGCUUUGGCUUUA